Messenger RNA from Metopolophium dirhodum (rose-grain aphid), 2258 nucleotides. It is a transcript of the gene Brf, whose product is annotated as transcription factor IIIB 90 kDa subunit. NCBI's taxonomy places the organism in Eukaryota, Metazoa, Arthropoda, Insecta, Hemiptera, Aphididae. The transcript is spliced from 4 exons. Gene Ontology annotation, cellular component: transcription factor TFIIIB complex; nucleus; transcription preinitiation complex. Gene Ontology annotation, molecular function: RNA polymerase III type 3 promoter sequence-specific DNA binding; RNA polymerase III general transcription initiation factor activity; TBP-class protein binding. The record is from RefSeq and is a predicted model, not a curated record. The coding region runs from base 470 to 1945 and encodes 491 amino acids. Gene Ontology annotation, biological process: DNA-templated transcription initiation; transcription by RNA polymerase III; transcription preinitiation complex assembly.
UUUUCGUGGCCGUCCCUCGACCCCCGCCGACCAUGUCGUUUCCAGUCCAUAAUUAAAUUUAAUUUGUCAUGAUAUAUCGAGUAUAAUCUAUACACCUUGGUGUGCUUGCGUAGUUGCGCAGGGGAAGUAGAUUGAGUACCCAGUUGGUCUGCUCCUCAUCAUUAUUAUCUAUAUACUGUAAACACGAAACGUCAUUGAUAAGUGAUAGCCCGCUGGACGUAAUAAUAAUAUCUUACUAUUUAUAAUACUAAUAUUCUGGAAUACUCCAACUCGAAUAGUCGGAACAGCUGCAGCUGAUGUCGGAUAGCACUCGCCAGUCAACAGUCGGCACUCAGCACUCCACUGAGCAGUCUGGUUAAUCUGUUGAUGGCAUCCGUGGCGCUCUGGCAGUCGUUUGGUGUGGUAUACUAGUGUAGUAGUGUGUACAAACUACGAAUUGUUGAAACGUGAAAGGUUUAAAGCAGCAAUCAUGAAGUGUUCAGACUGUGGUUCUUUGAACCUCGAUUCCAGUGAUGGACCAACAGUAUGCAUGGAUUGCGGUGGAGUCAUGGACGAAUCACAUAUUGUCUCUGAAGUCCAAUUCGAAGAAACUGAUCAUGGAUCUCGUGCUGUUGGACAGUUUUUAUCAUCUGAUUCUCAAGCCGCAAAUUUCCAUAACUUUGGUAGCGCUUUCCACCAUGGCAUGAAGCAACCGUCUCGAGAAAUGACUCAAGCCAAAGCUAGACGUGGUAUACAAGUAUUAAGCAACAGUCUCAACCUUAGUCCUCAAACCUUGGAAAACGCUUGCGUCUAUUACAAUAUGGCAUUGAAAAGGCACUUUACUCGAGGCAGAAAGAAUGCCUUAAUCUAUGCAGCAUCUGUUUAUAUAGCGUGCCGUAUGGAAGGCACUAUGCACAUGCUAUUAGAUGUAGCUGAUGCUAGUGAAGUUAAUGCAUUUGAACUAGGAAAGACAUACCUGAGAAUGAUGCAAACAUUGACUCUGACAGUACCUAGUCUUGAUCCCAGUAUUUUCCUUAUGCGUUUUGUUAAUUCUCUGGAUUUUGGUGAUAAAACCCAUAUUGUGUAUACGACAGCAAUGCGAUUACUGCAAAGAAUGAUGAGGGACUCAAUUCAUACAGGUAGAAGACCGUCCAGUUUAUGUGGUGCAGCUUUGUUGAUUUCAGGGCGUAUGCAUGAUUUUAAUCGUACUACUGAUGACAUUAUUAAAGUUGUUCACUGUCACCAUGCCACUUUGAAGAAACGGUUAUUGGAAUUCAAAGACACACCUUCUAGUAUGUUGUCAAUUGAAGAGUUUAUGACUGUUGACUUGGAAGAAACCCACGAUCCUCCAUCCUAUCGAGUAGCUCGUGCUAGAGAUAAGGAGCGCAUAGACAAGUUUUUUGAAGCAAACGAUAGUGAAAAAGUGAUAGAUGAAGUAAAAACUGCAAUUGAAAAAGAACUAAGUAAGAAAAAAAAUACUACCGUUUUAGGUGUCAACUUGGUUGAAAUUGCAGCAGCAGCAUCCCCUGAACCAGGAAGCAGUUGCAAACCUGUCAAUGUAGGGCCUUCGUUAGAAAUUAUGGGUUUAUCUGAAAAUAAACGGUCUUAUGAAGAAGACGACGAAGAGGAAUCAUUGUGUGAUGUUGUAAUAGAUGAAGAUGAAAUAGACUCUUAUAUUCUAUCUAAGGAAAGCCAUCAAAUUAAGAGAAAUAUGUGGAUGAAAAUGCAUGGUACUGCUUUCAGAAAGAUGCAAUUGAGCAGGGAAGAAAGAGCUAAAAAUCCAAAGGUUAUCAGAGCUAAAGAAAAAAAAGCCAAAAAUGCAUUACGAACACCAGCAAAGACGGCGGCUGAAGCUGUAGAACGAGUUUUGAAAAAGAAAAAACUAUCAUCAAAAAUCAACUACGACAUACUUGACAAUCUUGACAGUUUUGUUAAUUCUGAUUCCUCAUCUUUACCUGGACUAUAGCUUGUUUUAUAAUAAUAUAACUUAUGAAUUAGAUUUUGUUAUAUUUAGUUGCUAAAUAAAUUAGACAUGUAAAUACUAUUUUUUUAAGCAUGUACACAUUUGUAUAAGAUAUAAAAUAAUGUACUCCAAAACGAAAAGAACUGGAUGAGUUGAUAGUAUCACAAGCUCUAAUAUUUUCUGUAUAACAUGCAUUUAUUAAAAAAAAAAAAGCUUUUACAUUCUGUAACAAACUCAAUAAGUUAUAUUUUUAUUAAUUAUUAAGCAAUUAUUUUUAAUUUAUGAGAUUAUAACAUUCAUGAUAUUGUGUAUUAUA